GCGGCGAUCCGGCCGCACGAGGCCGCGCUGGCGCAGCAACCUUCCCUACCAUUACGUUUGCGCGUUGUGCACCCUCCUACGGGGUGCGUCCGUGGUCGCCGGCGACGCUGUUCAUGGACGGCAGACAGUUUCCACGGCACUCGACGAACGCCGUUCCCCGUCCAGCCGUGGCCAAAACAUCCCCCAUUUCGAGCCGUCGAAUACGCGUCGAUACCGCGACCCCGUGAACGACCUACACUCGGUCAUCUCGUCGUCGUCGUCGUCGUCGUCGUCGUCGUCGCGAUCUAGCGAAUAAGAAUUUCACGCGAAUAUUGUAAUUCUUCUCUCAGUACACUGGAGAGCAGGAGGCUGCGAGCAACGUUCAGCAACGUGGCAAGCUUCUGAAGAACAGAGAGAGGGAGAAGCUUUUCAAGCCAGUUCGUUGGAUCUUCUCGCGCCAGUUCCAGCGGAAGAUGUUUGCCACCCGAGAGACAAAUUCUGUGUUCCUCCUCCACGGUGUACGACUCGUGCGUCCCUGCGUGGGAGAGAGCAGCUCGCUAGGGUGAAUCGUCUGUCAAUCUGGAGGGAAAUGGUACGACGGUUGAGUCCGGCUGCUCGAGAUGAGUAACAGAUGACAACAGGGUCGCGGAUCGAUGUAAACGACGAACAGUCUCCGGGUGCCUCGAUCGCGUCCGACGUGGAGGAGGUGGCCAAGGGCGAAGCCUCUGAGAGUCUUGCACCGAGUCGAUCGACCUAUCGAUAACCGUGGAGAUACCUGCGAUCCUCGUGGGAAACACAAACUCGCCAGGGGCACGAAAUGAGAAAAUGACGGGGUGAAAGCGGGAAGCUUUCGCUAGCUCGUAAAUAGCGUGUGCUCACUGAGAGAGGAUUCUACAAGUGUUCUCGAAGGGGACUCUCUCCCUCUCUCUCUCUCUUUCUCUCUCUCUCUCUCUCUCUCUCUCUGCGAGUGUUCUUCGAGAGGAUCCCGCGUGUUUCCAGUGUUUCCUUGCACGUUCCGGUUUCGGAUCGGACAGAUCUCCAGAUCCGUCCAAGGGAGGAGGGAACUUGGUCGCGAGACGAAAGAUUUUCAGAAAGCGAAAACAACGCAAUUAAGGAGAGCGGAGCUCGAGACGAGUUCCACGGCGUAACGAGUCGCGAAAAGUCUCGAGUCAAGCUUGAGCUGGCCCGAGAGAUCUUUCGAGAUCAGACGAAGGAAAGAAGGAAUUGUCCCCGUGUGAAAGGCUCGGGGAUCUCGAAACGAUCGCGAGAGGCUGAGGAGGAAGUUUGUUACGCGUCGGCGAGGCGAUAUGCUCGGCAUACACACGACUGUGGGAAGUUGAGGACUGGCUUGAUACGGGGCGAUCGCUGCCAAGGCUUGCCAGCGUACCAAAUGGACGAGGCUCGAGGGAGGAUAGUGGAACGAUAGGAGGAGACCGGUUGCGGCUGCAGUUGUGGCGUCGGUCGCUGCACCUGCAGCUGCAGCUGCGGCCGACGAGGAGGUGGUUGCCGGUAGCGGCGUCUAGACGGUGACUGAAACGAUGCAGAGCACCGGCGACUACUAUCAAAGGGCGCCGAGAUGCUGUCCAGGAAGAAACGCGAACGCGAACGCGGACGCGUUACGGAUCAGCGCUUCCGUCCGUGGAGCGGAGUUGCUGUGCUGUUGCUGCAGCUGCAGUACGGCAACGUCUACCAAGACACCAGGACUGUUGGCCAGCCUAGGGGUCUGCGUGCUCGUCCUCGGCUAUACGCUGUUGGGUGCGUUCGCGUUCAUGGCGCUGGAAGGUGGCCUCAAGUCGGAUUCAGCGAACGACUUGCUCGUUCCCGGUGGUUCCAAAACCGAAGGAGGAUCGUACGUGAUGUCUAACUUCGAGGACGAAACCGCGGCCAUGGAAUUAAGAGCGCGCACCGUUGAAAGGCUGUGGAGCAUCACAGAGGACUUGAAUGUACUGUACAAAGAAAACUGGACGCGUUUAGCGGCGAGGGAGGUGUUCGAGUUCCAGGAGAACUUGGCACGAGGUCUCAGGAGAACGUCCUCGCAGUACGAGCCGGUUGGACCAUCUUCUCAAUCCAAGGGCCAUUCCAUGGAGAGAAGACCGCACAGAAGAUGGACCUUCAGUGGCAGUCUCUUAUACUCCCUGACGCUAAUUACCACUAUUGGAUACGGUAGCGUGGCGCCUCGCACAGUCUGGGGUCGUUUGAUCACAAUAGUAUACGCUCUGGCUGGGAUUCCCCUAAUGCUGGUCUAUUUAAGCACGGUUGGUGACGUUCUCUCAAGGAGCUUCCGCCGUUUGUAUGGCAGGCUAUGCAGGCCUCGAAAUUGCAGCAGAAAGCAACAACCGCCGCCACCGCCUCCUCCUGUGGGUGGCAUUAUGAGCAAAACUUACAGAUAUGAUAACCACGUCGAUUCGAAAUCUGGAAAUUACUAUUCAGCUAGCAGAGAGAGUUCUUGCGACGAUCUGGGAACCCGAGGCACCAGCAGCGCCAUCUUAUUGGAUUGUGGAAGCGAAGGAUUACUUCACGCUACCACCAGCUCCACCGCAGCGCUUCAGGACGUGACAUCAGGGAACAGCAAACGCCAUUUUCACCCGUGCUCGCUGUCCCUGUCGACGAACUCGUCGCCAGGCUACGUGGUGGAAACGAAUCCCGUGAGGAUACCGAUCAGUCUCUGCCUAGUGAUUAUGUUAAUCUACAUAUGCGGUGGCGCGGUGAUGUUCAAUCGUCUGGAGGGUUGGAGUCUCCUGGAAGGUGGCUACUUCUGCUUCACCAGUCUCGGAACAAUCGGUUUCGGCGACCUGAUGCCAGUUGGACGAAACGCCGCGUCCCCCACCUUGGAGGAGCUUAGCCUGUGCGCCUGCUCGCUCUACAUACUCGCCGGGAUGGGCCUGAUCGCCAUGUGCUUCAACCUCGUCCAGGAGGAGGUGGUACGCGUGGUCAGGGUCUUCGGUAGAACCUGCGGCAUGUCGUCGGGGGUGGUGGUCGGACCUAUCGGUGGUACAGGUUCCGGUCCUGGGCUCAAGGCCGACUUGGAUGACGGAGGGGGCACCAGUGACUCGCGACUGUCCGAACAAGAAGAAGAGGCGAUCGCCAUGUCCAUGGUGCCAACAUCCUGACAGCAUCAGGCCAGGAGUCCC
Molecule: messenger RNA, 3110 nt
Organism: Frieseomelitta varia
Lineage: Eukaryota; Metazoa; Arthropoda; Insecta; Hymenoptera; Apidae
Product: potassium channel subfamily K member 18-like
Exons: 6
Coding region: 1518-3089 (523 amino acids)
Biological process (GO): potassium ion transmembrane transport; stabilization of membrane potential
Cellular component (GO): membrane
Molecular function (GO): potassium ion leak channel activity
Source: RefSeq, a predicted model, not a curated record